AUGGGAUUUAAAUUUUACUUUUACAUCCACACCGACCACUACAACCACUACAAUUGCACCAACAACUACUACUACUAUUACGACCGCACCUACCACCACAACCACUACAGCUGCCCCAACUACUACAACUGCCCUGACCACUACAACCACUACAAUCGCACCCGCCACCACAUCCGCAUCAAGCACUACACCCACGACAGCCGCAUCGAACAAAACACCCACCACAGCUGGAUCGAGCACUGCACCCACCACAACCGCAUCGAGCACUACAUCCACCACAUCUGCAUCGAACAAUACACCCACCACAGCCGGAUCGAGCACUGCACCCACCACAGCCACAUCGAGCACUACAUCCACCACAGCUGCAUCGAACAAUACACCCACCACAGCCGGAUCGAGCACUGCACCCACCACAGCCGCAUCCAGCACUGCACCCACCACAGCCGCAUCGAGAACUACACCCACCACAGCUGGAUCGAGCACUGCACCCACCACAGCCGCAUCCAGCACUACACCCACGACAGCCGCAUCAAACAAAACACCCACCACAGCUGGAUCGAGCACUGCACCCACCACAGCCGCAUCGAACAAUACACCCACCACAGCUGCAUCGAACAAUACACCCACCACAGCCGGAUCGAGCACGGCACCCACCACAGCCGCAUCCAGCACUACACCCACGACAGCCGCAUCGAACAAAACACCCACCACAGCUGGAUCGAGCACUGCACCCACCACAGCCGCAUCGAACAAUACACCCACCACAGCCGCAUCGAACAAUACACCCACCACAGCGGGAUCGAGCACGGCACCCACCACAGCCGCAUCCAGCACUACACCCACGACAGCCGCAUCGAACAAAACACCAACCACAGCUGGAUCGAGCACUGCAACCACCACAGCCGCAUCCAGCACUGUACCCACCACAGCUGCAUCGAGCACUACACCCACCACAGCCGGAUCGAGCACUGCACCCACCACAGCCGCAUCGAGCACUACACCCACUACAGUCUCCCUGACCACUAA
This is a messenger RNA of Girardinichthys multiradiatus, 1026 nucleotides long. RefSeq names its product histidine-rich glycoprotein-like. The transcript is spliced from 2 exons. The record is from RefSeq and is a predicted model, not a curated record. Lineage: Eukaryota; Metazoa; Chordata; Actinopteri; Cyprinodontiformes; Goodeidae. Bases 1 to 1026 code for a protein of 341 amino acids.